AUGGAGAGGAGGUAUGUGAAAGAGGCCAAAGAAGCUGUUAAGAAUGGAGAUCUAGAUGAAGCAUUUAAACUUUUCAAUUUGGCAAAGGAUAUUUUUCCCAAUAAAAAGGUGAUGAGUAGAAUAAAGAAAAUACAGGAAGCUUUGGAAGAGUUGGCAGAACAUGGAGACGAUGAAUUCACAGAUGUGUGCAGUUGUGGCCUCCUGCUUUAUCGAGAACUGCAUGACCAACUAUUUGAGCACCAGAAGGAAGGUGUAGCUUUCCUCUAUAGUUUAUAUAGGGAAGGAAGAAGAGGUGGUAUUUUGGCAGAUGAUAUGGGAUUAGGGAAGACUGUUCAAGUCAUUGCUUUCCUUUCUGGUAUGUUUGAUGCCGCACUUGUGAAUCAUGUGAUGCUGAUCAUGCCAACCAAUCUCAUAAGCAUGUGGGUAAAAGAAUUUGUCAAGUGGACUCCAGGAAUGAGAGUCAAAGCUUUUCACGGUCCUAGUAAGGACGAACGUACCAGAAAUCUCAAUUUGAUUCAGCGAAGGAAAGGUGUCAUUAUUACUACAUACCAAAUGUUAAUUAAUAAUUGGCAGCAGCUUUCAAAUUUUAAUGACCAAGAGUUUGUGUGGGACUAUGUUAUCCUUGAUGAAGCACACAAAAUAAAAACUUCAUCUACUAAGUCAGCAAUAAGUGCUCGUGCUAUCCCUGCAAAGAAUCGUAUCCUCCUCACAGGGACACCAAUACAGAAUAAUUUACAAGAAUUGUGGUCCCUAUUUGAUUUUGCUUGUCAGGGGUCCCUACUAGGGACAUUAAGAACCUUUAAAAUGGAGUAUGAAAAUCCCAUAACUAAAGCAAGAGAGAAGGAUGCUACCACAGAGGAAAAAGCCCUGGGAUUUAAAAUAUCAGAAAACUUAAUGACAAUCAUAAAGCCCUAUUUUCUCAGGAGGACUAAAGAAGAGGUACAGAAAAAAGUGUCAAAAAACCAAGAUAUCAAACUUGGUGAAAUGAAUCCAAAUGUUGAUGCCAUUUGCCAAAUGCCUUCACUUUCCAGGAAAAAUGACUUAAUUAUCUGGAUACGUCUUGCACCACUACAAGAAGAAAUAUACAGGAAAUUUGUGUUACUGGACCAUAUCAAAGAGUUGUUGAUGGAGACACGCUCACCUUUGGCUGAGCUAGGUGUCUUAAAGAAGUUGUGUGAUCAUCCUAGGCUGCUGUCUGCACGGGCUUGUUGUUUGCUGAAUCUACAGAGGCCCAAAUUCUCUUUUCAAAAUGAAAAGAAUAGGGAAGAGUUUUCAGAUAUGAGCCAUAUUAAUCAAGUAACUGAUGAUACAUUGAUGGAAGAAUCUGGAAAAAUGAUCUUCCUAAUGGACCUUCUUAAAAGACUACGAGAUGAAGGGCAUCAAACUCUGGUCUUUUCUCAAUCAAGACAAAUUCUAAACUUCAUUGAACAUCUCUUAAAGAAUAAGCAUUUUAAGACACUGCGAAUUGAUGGAACAAUUACUCAUCUUUUGGAGCGAGAAAAAAGAAUUAACUUAUUCCAGCAAAAUAAAGAUUACUCUGUUUUUCUGCUUACUACUCAAGUUGGUGGUGUUGGUUUAACAUUGACUGCAGCAACUAGAGUGGUCAUUUUUGAUCCUAGCUGGAACCCUGCGAUUGAUGCUCAAGCUGUGGAUAGGGUUUACCGAAUUGGACAAAAAGACAAUGUUGUGGUUUAUAGGCUAAUCACUUGUGGGACCGUGGAGGAAAAAAUAUACAGAAGACAAGUUUUCAAAGACUCAUUAAUAAGACAAACUACUGGUGAUAAGAAGAAUCCUUUCAGAUAUUUUAGUAAACAAGAAUUAAGAGAGCUCUUUACAAUAGAGGAUUUUCAAAGCUCUGCAACCCAGCUACAGCUUCAGUCUUUGCAUGCGGCCCAAAGAAGAUCUGAUAAAAAACUGGAUGAACAUAUUGCCUACCUGCACACUUUGGGAAUAGCUGGAAUCUCAGACCAUGAUUUAAUAUACACACAUGAUCUAUCUGUCAAAGAAGAGUUUGAUGUGACAGAAGACUCUCAAUAUAUCCAACAUAGAGUUCAAAAAGCUCAAUUCCUUGUUGAAUUAGAGUCUCAAAAUACACAGCACCAAAGGGAAAGACAAAAGACAGUAAGUGAAGGGGCCUGGCUGACAGAACCUGUGUUUACUUCUCAAGUAAAGAAGAAAUGCCCUAAGUUGAAUAAAUCACCGUUUCAGCCUUUGCCACUCAUAACUAAUCCUCAUAGCCAGGAAGAAGAUGUAAUCAUUAAUGAUCUGACUGAAGAUCUAGCAAGUGUAAUCAUUGAUGAUCUAGCUAAACAGAGUGAGAAACAAGACCUCUCCGAUAUAAAUAUUUCUGUCCUACAAGAUGGUAGGGACACAUAUGAAAAGAAAUUUGAUCCCAAGUUUGUAGCUACUUCACCCAGAGGGUGUGGAACUAUACAAGAUACUGGCACUGAAUCUUUACUAGAUAUAGCCAAAAGCUUUAUAUAUGACAGUGAGGCUUUUAAAAAGGAAGCAUUGCAAGAGAACCCUCUGGGAAGUUUUAAUUAUUUGCUUAACAAAUCAAUCAGAGCUGAUCCUGACCCAGACCUAGAUAUACUGAAGGAUGGUGAAAUUCUCCAUCACUGUAAUCUAUGGCCCAUCAAUUCUCUAACAAAUAAAAAUGGAGAAUUGACUACAUCCAUUAUUGAAAUAGCUGACAACUUGUCAGCAUGUGAUAGUGCUCAGCAGGGUGAUCAAGCAAACGAUAGCAAAUCAGAAGAGGAACCUUUAACAUCUUCACCACAGUAUGCAUGUGAUUUCAAACUUUUCUUGGAAGAUUCAACAGAUAAUGGCCACAAUCUUUUCAGUCAGUCUUUGAAGCAAGUUGAGAAAGAAAAAUGUUUGUGUAGUUCUUCAGCUAGUUCUAGCACAGAGUUUGUGCUUAACAAAUCAUGUUGUCUCAGUUUGGAUUCUUCUGAAAAGGAUGAUGAAAUAGAACUAGAUAAUAUGAAAAUUAGGAGUCAAUCUAGGAGGAUUGUUUCAGAUAGUGAAGAUGAGUAUAAUUCUUUUAAAAGUAUUUCAGGCAUAAAUCUAUUCAAUACAUCUCCCUUUCCCUUCUCUCCUGUGAAACAGUUUGAUGCUUCAACUCCCAAUGACAUCAAUCCACCUCAAAGCUGCUUUUCACCUAAAACAGAUAAUAGUAAAAACAAGACUAUGAACUCUAGACGAUCUCUGGCAUCUAGGAAGUCUCUUAUUAAUGUGCUUUUAGAACAUGUGAAGGAUAUGGAGGAAACACUUGACAGUAGUGAAGCAAAUGGUAUUGAUGAUUAUCUGGAAGGAGUAGAUGAAAACAGUAGAAAAACCUCAGACUACAUAGAAGAGGAUCCUUACAAAGAAAAGUUAAAUUCAGAAAAUAAGUCCAGCUGGUUAACUACAUGUAAACCUGGUACUCUAGGUCAGGAAAGCUCUACUGGUGAUCCUGAACCUUUGUCUGGUAAACAGUUGGUUGAUUUUCCUCAGGAUAAGGCAAUGGAGACUGUGACUGAAUAUGAGACUCUUGUAAUGCGUGGAAGAGAACUAAAAGAGUGUGGCAAAGUACAAGAAGCCCUAAACUGCUUAGUUAAAGCACUUGACAUAAAAAGUGCAGAUCCUGAAGUCAUGCUUAUGACUUUAAGUUUGUAUAAGCAACUUAAUAAAGCUUAA
This is a messenger RNA of Elephantulus edwardii (Cape elephant shrew), 3678 nucleotides long. It is a transcript of the gene ERCC6L, whose product is annotated as excision repair cross-complementing rodent repair deficiency, complementation group 6-like. The record is from RefSeq and is a predicted model, not a curated record. Gene Ontology annotation, molecular function: ATP binding; DNA translocase activity; ATP-dependent chromatin remodeler activity. Bases 1 to 3678 code for a protein of 1225 amino acids. The transcript has 2 exons. NCBI's taxonomy places the organism in Eukaryota, Metazoa, Chordata, Mammalia, Macroscelidea, Macroscelididae.